AUGAAAGGGCUGUUCUUUCUAGCCCCCCUCGUGGGAGCUGCUGUGUUAGGUUCACGAUCAAAACUCGAUGAGUGUCCUGGAUACAAGGCUUCCAAUGUUAAACAGCUUGGGGAGACUCUGACGGCUGAUUUGACUUUGGCUGGACAUGCUUGUAAUACUUAUGGUUCCGAUCUGCCGAAUCUUAAGCUUUUGGUGGAGGCUCAGACUGAGGAUCGUCUCCAUGUUAUGAUCUAUGAUGCCGAUGAAAAGGUCUACCAGGUUCCUGAAUCGGUCGUACCUCGUCCUACCGGACAGAAGGGUCACCAGAAAAAGUCCGUUCUCAAGUUUGACUACAAGGAGAAUCCCUUCUCUUUCAGGGUACUGCGUGGAAAAGAAGUGCUUUUCGAUACUACUGGUACGAACAUCGUCUUUCAAUCUCAGUACCUGAACCUGCGCACGUGGCUGCCGGAUGAUCCCAACCUCUAUGGUCUUGGUGAACAUACGGAUUCUCUGCGUCUGCCGACAACCAAUUAUACUCGGACACUGUGGAACCGAGAUGCUUAUGGUGUUCCAUCUGGGACGAACCUCUACGGUGAUCAUCCGAUCUACCUUGAUCAUCGUGGAGAGAAGGGCACUCAUGCUGUUUUCUUCUUGAAUUCUAAUGGUAUGGAUAUCAAGGUUGAUAAGAGUGAUGAUGGGAAACAAUAUCUGGAGUAUAAUACUCUCGGCGGUGUUCUUGACUUUUACUUCAUGGCUGGUCCGACACCCAAGGAUGUCAGUGUGCAGUAUUCAGAGAUUGUUGGACUCCCUGUAAUGCAGAGCUAUUGGACCUUUGGUUUCCACAAUUGUCGCUAUGGCUACCAGGAUGCCUUCGAUGUCGCUGAAGCUGUCUACAACUAUAGUCGUGCUGGCAUCCCACUUGAGACUAUGUGGACUGAUAUCGACUACAUGGACGGCAGAAAAGUGUUCACUCUUGACCCUGCGCGAUUCCCCAUUCACAAGAUGCGGGAAUUGGUUUCGUAUCUGCAUAAGCACGAUCAAAAGUAUAUUGUCAUGGUUGACCCAGCUGUUAGCCACUCUGACAACGGUGCAUUCAACCGAGGCUCCGACCAAAGCAUCUUCCUCUACCGCGACAGCGACCAAAAAGAACUUUACGAAGGAGCCGUCUGGCCAGGCUUAACCGUCUAUCCAGACUGGUUCAACCCCGACACACAAGAAUACUGGAACGACGAAUUCGCCCGCUUCUUCAGCGCCUCGGACGGCGUCGACAUCGACGGUCUCUGGAUCGAUAUGAACGAAGCCUCCAAUUUCUGCCCAUACCCCUGCAAGAAUCCGGCCCAGUAUGCGCUGGAUAAUGACCUGCCACCUGCGCCUCCGGCUGUUCGGAAGCCGCCUCGGCGCAUUCCUGGUUUCCCUGGGGAUUUCCAGCCUGCGAGCUCGAAGAGGGUCAAGAGGGGCGUGGAGGUCCAGCGGAGUCUGAGUCUGGGUUCUCGGAGCCAUGGACAUGGCACGAAUGGUGCAGGGAAAAAGGGAAUGAAGAUUGGUCUUGAGGAUCGGGAUCUUAUUAACCCUCCUUAUGAAAUUGCUAACGAGGCCGGUGGAAUCAGUAACAAGACCAUUGAUACUGAUAUUGUUCAUGCUGGAGAGGGCUAUGCCGAGUAUGAUACUCACAACCUUUAUGGGACCAUGAUGAGCUCCGCAUCCCGCGAAGCAAUGCUCAAGCGUCGUCCUCAUGUCCGUCCUCUCAUCAUUACUCGCAGUACCUUUGCUGGAGCAGGAUCACACGUUGGGCACUGGCUCGGCGACAAUCUCAGCGAAUGGGGCAAAUACCGCAUCUCGAUCGGCCAAAUGUUAGCCUUUGCCUCGAUCUUCCAAAUCCCCAUGGUGGGAAGCGACGUCUGCGGGUUUGGAAGCAACACGACCGAAGAACUCUGCGCGCGCUGGGCCAUGCUCGGCGCUUUCAGCCCAUUCUAUCGUAACCACAACCAACUCGGCUCCAUCCCGCAGGAAUUCUAUCGCUGGGAGAGUGUCACGAAGGCCGCCAAGAAGAUUAUUGAUAUUCGGUAUCGGCUGUUGGAUUAUUUGUAUACUGCUUUCCAUCAGCAGACGUUGACGGGCGUACCGUUCUUGCAGCCGCUGUUCUUUGUUUAUCCAGGCGAUGCCAAUGUUGUUGGAAAUGAGUUGCAGUUCUUCUAUGGGGAGGGCCUUCUUGUUUCGCCUGUUUCCGAGGAGGGUAGUACUUCUGUCCAGGCUUAUUUCCCGGAUGACUUGUUCUAUGAUUGGUUUACCGGGGCGAAAGUUGUUGGGACCGGGGCUACGCAGACCCUGUCUGGCAUCUCCAUCACUGAUAUUCCGAUUCAUAUUCGGGGUGGGCGUAUCCUUCCCUUGCGUGUCGAGGGUGCGAUGACAACGACUGAGCUGCGCACUCGUGGCUUCGAGAUUCUCAUCGCGCCGGGUGCUGAUGGGUCUGCCGAGGGCGACUUGUACCUUGACGAUGGAGAGUCGAUUGAGGUUCCGAGUGCGACCGAGGUUCACUUCCAGUAUCGCGAUGGGAAGUUGAAGAUCAGUGGUCGCUUUGGGUAUCAUCCUGCGGUGGCCAUUGAGGCCAUCACCGUUCUUGGUCGGGAUUCUCCGUCUCCGCGCAAGAAGGGUGUUCAGUAUGAUGCUGCGCGCAGGAGCCUCACCAAGACGGUUAAUAUUAAGUUGACUGGUCCAGCGGAGGUGGAAGUUUAA
Penicillium nucicola is the source of this 2712-nucleotide messenger RNA. It is a transcript of the gene agdC, whose product is annotated as putative alpha-glucosidase. The coding region runs from base 1 to 2712 and encodes 903 amino acids. Gene Ontology annotation, molecular function: hydrolase activity, hydrolyzing O-glycosyl compounds; carbohydrate binding. Gene Ontology annotation, biological process: carbohydrate metabolic process. The record is from RefSeq and is a predicted model, not a curated record. The transcript is spliced from 7 exons. Lineage: Eukaryota; Fungi; Ascomycota; Eurotiomycetes; Eurotiales; Aspergillaceae.